Molecule: messenger RNA, 975 nt
Organism: Rhizophagus irregularis DAOM 181602=DAOM 197198
Lineage: Eukaryota; Fungi; Glomeromycota; Glomeromycetes; Glomerales; Glomeraceae
Source: RefSeq, a predicted model, not a curated record
AUGGAGCCUUCAGAAACAAAUAGCAUUUUUCAAGAUCAGUCAGAGACGUUUAAUACAAAAGAUUAUCAAUAUGCAAGUCAAAAAGCGUCGUCCAUAUGUUGUGAAUCUAAAAUAUACUAUCCAGAAGGGAAAGAUAGCCAGGCAUAUGUUUGGAACAUCAGCCAGUUGUGGAUUAGCAGCAAACAACAAGGAGAUAGCCAACCGAAGAGCAAAAUGUAUGAGGAUAUUGGAGUGGACUCCGAAAUUUGUCCUAACAUCAGAGGAAAAAAUGGAAUGCGAUUAUCCUUUGGGCAAUUGUGCCGAGUCGGCACCAUUGGAAUUGCUAAGCGGAAGAACAAAGGAAUCCAAUGUAAUUAUGUAUACGUGAAGUAUGAACACAAAAAUGGAGGUGAUGGACCCGUGUGCACAAUGUUAGAAAGUAGCGGACGAAAUGAAUCGGAAGGGCUGGGCCUUGGUGUGUCCAUGGUAGUUUAUACAUUCGUUGAUGAAUCCGUCCGUCGCAACAUCGCAUCCUCUAUUCAUAUUAGGCUCAUCGAUAGCAAAGAUCUAGAAAAGCAUGAUGACUUCUAUGAACCUAUUGCAGAAUUUGGUUUUGAGCACAUUAUUGUAAUCGGAGAGACAUAUAAUGGGUUGCUCUUUCUAGAUUGUUAUGAACGAGUUUUUAAAUGGCAACAAAUGCAACAAACAUUAUGGCCAUUAGGGGAUUCAUUAGAGGAGGUGGAGUCAAGAUUGAAAUCUAAUAAGCAAAUUGAUCGAGUAGUAUGGACUGCCGAAUAUGAUGGUGUCAAAUAUCAAGCACUUCCUGGUAUGUUCAAAUGCAUUAUUAUAAUGGGAGUGAAGAGGUGCUAUUUUUUUAUUAACUUCUUUUCAGAUUAUGAUGUAGAGGCGGCUGAGCGAGCUCAACGAGCUGAACGAGCAAGAAAAACAAAAACUAAAGGUGUGAAAAACAAGUACUUAAAGAACAAAAAGAAGUAA